Saccharomyces kudriavzevii IFO 1802 is the source of this 3612-nucleotide messenger RNA. It is a transcript of the gene RPA135, whose product is annotated as DNA-directed RNA polymerase I core subunit RPA135. Lineage: Eukaryota; Fungi; Ascomycota; Saccharomycetes; Saccharomycetales; Saccharomycetaceae. The transcript has a single exon. Bases 1 to 3612 code for a protein of 1203 amino acids. Gene Ontology annotation, molecular function: DNA-directed RNA polymerase activity; ribonucleoside binding; DNA binding. The record is from RefSeq and is a predicted model, not a curated record. Gene Ontology annotation, biological process: DNA-templated transcription. Gene Ontology annotation, cellular component: RNA polymerase I complex; nucleus.
AUGAGCAAAGUGAUUAAGCCACCUAGCCAAGCCAGAACGGCCGAUUUCCGUACUCUAGAACGUGAAUCUCGGUUCAUCAACCCUCCCAAGGAUAAAUCAGCAUUUCCACUAUUGGAGGAAGCUGUCCAACCUCAUAUUGGAUCUUUUAAUGCAUUAACUGAGGGGCCAGAUGGAGGAUUAUUAAAUUUAGGUGCUAAAGACAUCGGUGAGAAAGUUAUAUUCGAUGGGAAACCACUUAAUUCUGAAGAUGAAACCUCCAAUAGCAGCUACCUCGGAAAUAAGCUCUCCGUCAGUGUUGAACAAGUCUCCAUUACAAAAGCUAUGUCUAACGACGGUGUCUCUUCUGCAGUAGAGAGGAAAGUUUACCCAAGUGAGUCGAGACAGAGACUUACUUCUUAUAGAGGUAAACUACUUUUAAAGUUGAAGUGGUCCAUUAAUAAUGGCGAGGAAAAUCUAUUCGAAGUGAGAGAUUGCGGUGGUCUACCAGUUAUGUUACAAAGUAACAGAUGCCACUUGAAUAAGAUGUCUCCAUAUGAAUUGGUACAACAUAAAGAAGAGUCCGAUGAGAUAGGUGGUUACUUUAUUGUCAAUGGUAUCGAAAAGCUAAUCAGAAUGUUGAUUGUUCAACGUAGGAACCAUCCUAUGGCUAUUAUUCGACCAUCUUUUGCCAACAGAGGUGCGUCUUACUCUCAUUAUGGUAUUCAAAUUAGAUCUGUAAGACAAGAUCAAACUUCUCAAACUAAUGUUCUACAUUACCUGAAUGAUGGUCAAGUAACGUUUAGAUUUUCUUGGAGAAAAAACGAAUAUUUAGUUCCUGCUGUUAUGAUCUUGAAAGCUUUAUGUCACACUAGUGAUAGAGAAAUUUUUGAUGGUAUCAUUGGUAAUGAUGUUAAGGAUUCCUUUUUAACUGAUCGUUUAGAAUUACUACUACGUGGUUUUAAGAAGAGAUAUCCUCAAUUGCAAAAUCGUACACAAGUCUUGCAAUAUCUAGGGGACAAAUUCCGCGUUGUCUUUCAAGCCUCCCCUGAUCAUUCUGACUUGGAAGUCGGACAAGAAGUCCUCGACCGUAUUGUUUUGGUUCAUCUGGGCAAGAGUGGCAACCAAGAUAAAUUUAGAAUGCUGCUAUUUAUGAUCAGAAAGCUGUAUUCUUUGGUUGCAGGUGAAUGUUCUCCAGAUAACCCAGAUGCUACGCAACAUCAAGAAGUUCUAUUGGGUGGUUUCUUAUAUGGUAUGAUUUUGAAAGAAAAGAUUGAUGAAUAUUUACAAAAUAUUAUAGCUCAAGUCAGGAUGGAUAUAAACCGUGGUAUGGCUAUCAAUUUUAAAGAUAAAAGAUACAUGUCAAAAGUUUUGAUGAGAGUAAAUGAAAAUAUUGGUUCCAAAAUGCAAUACUUUUUAUCAACAGGUAACUUAGUGUCUCAAUCUGGGUUAGAUUUACAACAAGUCUCUGGUUAUACCGUUGUUGCGGAAAAAAUUAACUUCUACCGUUUUAUUUCUCAUUUUAGGAUGGUUCAUAGAGGGUCUUUUUUUGCACAGUUGAAGACUACCACGGUUAGAAAAUUGCUACCGGAGUCAUGGGGGUUCCUGUGUCCUGUUCAUACACCGGAUGGUUCUCCUUGUGGUCUGUUGAACCAUUUUGCGCACAAGUGCCGCAUAUCCACUGAGCAAUUAGACGUUUCAAAAAUUCCUUCAAUCUUAUACUCGCUCGGAGUUGCCCCAGCAUCCCAUACAUUUGCCGCUGGUCCUUCUUUGUGUUGUGUGCAAAUUGAUGGUAAAAUCAUUGGAUGGAUCUCUCAUGAGCAAGGUAAGAUAAUCGCAGAUACAUUGAGAUAUUGGAAGGUUGAAGGCAAAACGCCUGGGUUGCCAGUUGAUCUAGAAAUUGGUUAUGUUCCUCCAUCUACUCGUGGCCAAUAUCCGGGCCUUUACUUAUUCGGUGGUCACUCCAGAAUGCUACGUCCUGUGCGUUACUUACCUUUAGAUAAGGAAGACAUUGUUGGUCCUUUCGAACAAGUUUACAUGAACAUCGCUGUCACACCUCAAGAAAUUCAAAAUAAUGUUCAUACGCACGUUGAAUUUACGCCAACAAACAUCCUCUCUAUUUUGGCUAAUUUGACACCUUUUUCGGACUUUAAUCAAUCUCCAAGGAAUAUGUACCAAUGUCAAAUGGGUAAGCAAACUAUGGGUACUCCCGGUGUAGCUUUGUGCCAUCGUUCUGACAACAAACUUUAUAGGUUGCAAACUGGCCAAACGCCUAUUGUGAAAGCUAACUUAUAUGAUGACUAUGGUAUGGAUAACUUUCCAAAUGGUUUCAAUGCUGUUGUUGCUGUCAUUUCGUAUACCGGUUACGAUAUGGAUGAUGCGAUGAUUAUAAACAAAUCUGCUGACGAAAGAGGUUUCGGUUAUGGUACUAUGUAUAAGACUGAGAAAGUGGAUUUGGCUCUCAACAGAAGUCGUGGUGAUCCAAUUACACAGCAUUUUGGUUUCGGAAAUGACGAAUGGCCAAAAGAAUGGCUCGAAAAACUAGAUGAGGAUGGUUUACCUUAUAUUGGCACCUAUGUCGAAGAAGGUGAUCCGAUCUGUGCAUACUUUGACGAUACUUUGAAUAAGACAAAAAUCAAGACAUACCAUUCCUCUGAACCAGCAUAUAUCGAAGAAGUGAACCUAAUUGGUGACGAAUCCAACAAGUUUCAAGAAUUACAAACCGUUAGCAUAAAAUACCGUAUCAGAAGAACACCUCAGAUUGGUGAUAAAUUUUCUUCUAGACAUGGUCAAAAGGGUGUUUGUUCUAGAAAAUGGCCAACCAUUGACAUGCCUUUCAGUGAAACAGGGAUUCAACCGGAUAUUAUUAUCAAUCCGCAUGCUUUCCCUUCGCGUAUGACCAUUGGUAUGUUCGUCGAGUCUCUAGCAGGUAAGGCGGGUGCUUUGCACGGUAUCGCACAAGAUUCCACACCGUGGAUAUUCAACGAGGACGAUACGCCCGCUGAUUAUUUUGGUGAUCAACUGGCGAAGGCAGGCUACAAUUACCAUGGUAACGAACCGAUGUAUUCCGGUGCUACUGGUGAAGAACUAAGAGCAGAUAUUUAUGUUGGUGUUGUUUACUAUCAAAGAUUACGUCAUAUGGUCGACGAUAAGUUUCAAGUCCGUUCUACCGGUCCUGUCAACAGCUUGACUAUGCAACCUGUCAAGGGUAGAAAGAGACAUGGUGGUAUUCGUGUCGGUGAAAUGGAAAGAGAUGCUUUGAUUGGACACGGUACCUCAUUUUUGUUACAAGACCGUUUACUGAAUUCAUCAGACUAUACGCAAGCAUCCGUGUGUCGUGAGUGUGGCUCUAUCUUGACUACACAACAGAGUGUGCCAAGAAUCGGUUCAAUUUCGACAGUUUGCUGCCGUCGUUGUUCCAUGAGAUUUGAAGAUGCAAAGAAGCUACUAACUAAAUCAGAAGAUGGAGAAAAUAUUUUCAUUGACGACUCUCAAAUUUGGGAAGAUGGACAAGGCAAUAAAUUUGUCGGUGGCAAUGAAACAACUACGGUAGCUAUACCAUUUGUAUUGAAGUACUUGGAUUCUGAAUUAUCGGCAAUGGGUAUAAGAUUACGUUAUAAUGUUGAGCCCAAAUAG